UCUAUUGGACAUCUUUCCCUCUCGUGGCUUCCACAUCUAUAUUCCACAUAAUUUCCCUUUUUUCAUAUCAAACCAUUUUUCAAAUCCCAAAGUGAAAGAAAGGAAAAUCAACUAGGAAGAAAAACCAAAACCCUAACUUUUGUGCUUAUCAAUGGCAGCAACAAUGGCUACCACGAUGGCAAUGUUGAAUGCCAAGUGCAUAGCCACAAACACACCCAAGAAUAUCAAGCCUGUAAUUAGCACCUCAAAAUUGCCCUCUUCACUUUUGUCCCUCCAAAACCUCCCAAAGGGUCUAACUUCCUCCCCUUCCUUGGCCGGAGCCGCCCUCGCCGGAGCAGUAUUCUCCACCCUAAGCGCCUGCGACCCCGCCAUGGCGGCGCAGCAGAUCGCGGAGAUCGCCGCUGAGAGCAGCAGCGGGGAUAACCGCGGCCUGGCGCUGCUCCUGCCGAUCAUCCCUGCCAUCGCGUGGGUGCUCUUCAACAUCCUCCAGCCGGCGCUGAACCAGAUCAGCCGCAUGAGGGAGACAAAGGGUGUCAUCGCCGGGCUCGGCAUAGGCGGCGGGCUGGCAGCCUUAGGGCUGGCGUCGGCGCCCGAGGCAUCGGCCGGGGAGAUCGCGGCGAUCGCGGAGGCGGCGGGUGGUGACAGCAGGGGGCAGCUGCUGCUGAUAGUGAUCACGCCGGCGGUGCUGUGGGUGGUCUACAACAUCCUACAACCGGCUCUCAACCAGCUCAACAGGAUGAGGUCGGAGUGAUGAGAGAAAAAGUAUAUAUGAGUUGGUUUUUGUUGCCAUGGGAGUAAAACUUAAUCUUGUAAUUCAACCUUAUGAUCAUCAUGUUAAUGGGAAAAUCUUGUUUCAUAUAUAUUAGUUUUUUUGUUUUGUUUUGUUA
Morus notabilis is the source of this 887-nucleotide messenger RNA. Its product is annotated as photosystem II core complex proteins psbY, chloroplastic. The transcript has a single exon. Gene Ontology annotation, cellular component: membrane; photosystem II; chloroplast thylakoid. The record is from RefSeq and is a predicted model, not a curated record. Gene Ontology annotation, molecular function: manganese ion binding. Gene Ontology annotation, biological process: photosynthesis; cell redox homeostasis. The coding region runs from base 152 to 751 and encodes 199 amino acids. Lineage: Eukaryota; Viridiplantae; Streptophyta; Magnoliopsida; Rosales; Moraceae.